Molecule: messenger RNA, 1689 nt
Organism: Closterium sp. Naga37s-1
Lineage: Eukaryota; Viridiplantae; Streptophyta; Zygnematophyceae; Desmidiales; Closteriaceae
Source: the annotation of a GenBank genome assembly
AUGGUGCGCCAGGCUCAUCCUCAGCGCGGGACGCCUCUGCUGCUGCUGCUGCUGCUGCUCGCUCUGAUCGUCUUGGCGACUGUCGCCGUCGCGCAAGAUGCGAUCGACCCCGUCACCUACGUGCCGGCCACUCACAGCCUAACGUUCGGUCCGGGGUACAUCGCGUCUGUGAACACCGCAACCAACCCGCCGUCACUGGCCGUUGUCGACUCCACUGGCGCGCCUGUCGCGCCCACUUCUAACGCGGACGGAUCCUCCACGGUGGCCGGGUACACCGCGUACCCGAACGGCACCAUCACUGGUCCGGGCGGCCUUUCCAUCUACAUUGGUGCCGGCGACGCGCUGGUUGCUAUGGGAACAACAACAGUCCUGAAGAACGGAACCAUUGUGGACGGUUCGGGAAUGAAGCUCGUGCCGGUAACGAACCCUGACGGGUCGUACACUGCAGGGGACAUGACCGGGUGGGCUAACGGCACCAUCGUUGGCAGCGGCGGCGCCGUGAUCAACGCCGGCGCGCCGCUCACCCUCACAGCGGACGGCAGCAUUGCUUUCGCUCCGCAGGCAGCCCCUCCCGUGCCUGGCGCCGCCAUCUCCGUGAAUCCCGGCGCCCGCAGCCUGUCGGUGGGCGGCUACACGGUGUCGCUGAGUGGCAAUAAGCUCUCCUUGCUAGACUCCACCGGCAAGCCUGACACCACCACCACCAACCCCGACGGGUCCCGCUGUCUUGGCGACUACACGCUUUACAAGAACGGCACGAUCGCUGCUCCGGGCGGCAUUGCCAUUGACACUUCCGGUCCCAACGCGGGGCUGCGUGUGGGAACAACGACGGUUCUGAUAGUAAACGGAACGGUUCUGGACGGUACGGGAGCGAAGAUUGUGCCGACGGGUCCGAAUGAGGACGGGACUGCUGAACUUUUCUCUUUGGCAGCCAUGGCUAGGAAGCGCAAGACAGCAGCAGACGCUGCUACCGACGUCCUGCGGGAUCUCAAUGAGAUCACGUACAUAGCUUGGAUUAACAAGCAGAUUGCUUCGGGGCGCAAGCCCGCGGGCCCGAUGCCUGAAGGAAUACCGUCACCUGGAGCCACCUCCUACAAAGCUCCGUGUGACGUUCCAACGCGCGGUCGCCGUGACGCCGACCGGGUUGCAUCUUCGCGGGUCAUCGACGACAAUCCGCUUGACGACGACGACAACGAUAGCGAUUACAACGAGUACGCCGUCGGGACCGACGACGAGGCGGACUCUGGCGAGGAGCCGGACAAGGGCAUGUCCAACUCAGAGGAUGACGGCGAGGGCGAAGAGUCCGAGGACGAGGCCGACGCACCAGAGGAAACUCAGCCCUCGGCCCCGACCACGCGUGCCGGCCGUGCGACGCCUGCAGGCACCGCGAAAACCGCCUCAAAGGGAGGCGAGCCUCCACGCCGCGCGCCGAAGACCCGCAACCAGAUGCCUGUGAAGCGCAGUGUCUGGUCUCCACUGGAGAGCACGAUCUUUGUGGCCGCCCGCUGGUUCAUGAAAGACGAACUGGAGCCGCUGCUGGGGAAGCAGGGCUCGCAGUAUUGGGCGCGCCUUGUCAAGCACCUCGAAAAGGAGAACCCGGGGUGGGUUCGCGGCGUCAAUGCAGUUCAGAAACAGUGGCGGAACCUCGUCAAGUUCUACAAGCAGCUCAAGAAGGGAGAAAAGGCGUCGUGA